This is a messenger RNA of Diospyros lotus (date-plum), 1095 nucleotides long. RefSeq names its product cysteine-rich repeat secretory protein 55-like. The record is from RefSeq and is a predicted model, not a curated record. NCBI's taxonomy places the organism in Eukaryota, Viridiplantae, Streptophyta, Magnoliopsida, Ericales, Ebenaceae. The coding region runs from base 85 to 873 and encodes 262 amino acids. The transcript has a single exon.
CACCACUCCAAAGAUAACGAAUAAGAAGACUCAUGGAUUGGAAGUGACCCCCUCCAGAUGAGUUGAGAGAGGCAGAAGAAAAGCAUGGCUUCAUUAUUAUUUCAUCUUCUUCUCUUCUUCAUCUUCCUCUGCAGUAUUCCUGCCGAAUCUGCAGAUCCCUUGGGCGACUUUUGUAACAACAAUAUCAACAGAAGUAGCAGCCAAAUAUCAGAAAACAUUGAUGGCUUGCUGCCUCUCUUAGUUCAGGGAACCAUCCUAAAUGGUUAUACUGCCACCUCUUACGGCAAAGCCAAAGACCAAGUGUAUGGCCUGGCACAAUGCAGAGCAGAUGUGAGCGGCAAAGACUGCUCCAGUUGCAUCCAAGAUGCAGCAAAGGAGAUCACCAACCGCUGCACUGACCAAGCCGAUGCCAGGAUUUGGUAUGACUUUUGCUUCCUGAGGUAUGACAUAAAGAACUUCUUUGGCAAAGUUGAUGUAUCUAUUGGCAUUUUCUAUUACAACGUUGAGAAUGUUACUGAUCCAGAGACUUUCAACAAACAACUCGGUGCCCUCAUGGAUCAGAUUACUUCACAGGCUGCUGUGCCUGGGAACAAGGGGAAUGGGAGGGGGAAAACUAAAUUGUCACCUUUUCUAACACUUUAUGCUCUAGUUCAGUGCACAAGGGAUCUGCCGCAGCUACCCUGCUCUCAGUGCCUGGCCAUAGCCAUUGGCAACUUCCCGAGCUUCUGUGACAACAGAAAGGGCUGCCGGGUUCUAUACAGCAGCUGUUAUGUCCGAUAUGAACUAUAUCCAUUUUACUUCCCUCUUGAUUCGGGAGAAGACUUGACAAAUACUUCAAUGACCUCAUAUGUUUCUGUUGUUUCUAAACCUUAGUCUCACAUGCAUAUCUAGUCUUCCAGGACAGAUGAAUUUUACAUAUCAAAAGAAACACAGAGCUUCUGAAUAAUUUGAUUUCAGUAUGAAGUUUCUGCCUUUGGUAUUAUUCUUCGUAUUUACAUGUUAAUCAGAUAUACAUUUAUCUUGAAAAGUUGCCUCUUCAAGAAGCAUUAGCCUGCCAUGUAUCUAAUUUGCAUACCUCAUUAGAUCACUCAAAAU